Messenger RNA from Colletotrichum spaethianum, 606 nucleotides. RefSeq names its product lactose permease. Gene Ontology annotation, cellular component: membrane. Gene Ontology annotation, molecular function: carbohydrate:proton symporter activity. Gene Ontology annotation, biological process: carbohydrate transport; transmembrane transport. Lineage: Eukaryota; Fungi; Ascomycota; Sordariomycetes; Glomerellales; Glomerellaceae. Bases 1 to 606 code for a protein of 201 amino acids. The transcript has 2 exons. The record is from RefSeq and is a predicted model, not a curated record.
AUGCUGGUCAAAUAUCACGGCAACGGUGAUUCAGAGUCUCUGGUGGUUAAAGCCGAGUAUGACGAGAUCCGUCAGACGCUAGACCACGAGAAGACAGUCCAGAAAACCGACUACAUAUCCUUGUUCAAUACCAGGCCAAACCGAUGGCGGAUUGGCAUUACCAUUGCCGUCGCUAUUUUGACAAAGCAGUAUAGUGGCGACCCGACAUUUUCAAGUUCAGCAGCUCAAGUUUCGAUGAUAUUCCUUUUUAUGGGUGCAUACUCACUGGUCUGGACACCACUGGCAACUCUGUAUCCUGUGGAGGUUCUGUCCUACUCAAUGAGAGGCAACGGAUUGGGUCUCUACAACGGAUUCGUCUACGGGACGGCAUUUUUGAAUACAUUUGCCAUCCCGUAUGCGAUGGAAUGGUCCGACUGGGGGUUCUAUUUGAUCACAGCGUUUUGGAACAUCCUGUUUGAGCUGCCCAUCAUGUACUUUUAUUUUCCGGCCACGGAAGGUAAAACAUUAGAAGAGAUUGAUGAGAUCUUCGAGGGCACAACACACUGUGCUUCGGACAUUCUCGUAAGAGACAUUCUCAAAGGGGAAGCAAAGAUGCGAGAGAACUAG